Rosa rugosa (rugosa rose) is the source of this 2045-nucleotide messenger RNA. RefSeq lists its product as uncharacterized. The record is from RefSeq and is a predicted model, not a curated record. The transcript has 8 exons. Gene Ontology annotation, molecular function: cysteine-type peptidase activity. NCBI's taxonomy places the organism in Eukaryota, Viridiplantae, Streptophyta, Magnoliopsida, Rosales, Rosaceae. Bases 1444 to 1854 code for a protein of 136 amino acids. Gene Ontology annotation, biological process: proteolysis.
ACUAAGCGCUGAAGGAAGUAAUGAUGUCUUAACAUUGGUGUUGGGGACUCCGGAGCAUGGGGGAAGAGUGCGGGGAGUAGGAGGUUUUGUUACUCCCUCUACUUACUUCCACCUCCCUAAACGUAGAAAGGAGAGCAUAGAAGCUACUGUCAGACUUAGUGUGCAGAAAAUAUUGUUAGAGGAGAGAGAGAAGAUAGUAGAGGAGGCAAGGGAGAAGAUACUAGAGGAGGCAAGGGAGGAGAUAAUCAAGGAAGCGAGGGAAAAAAUUGUUGCAGAUGAGCGGGCUAUGUGGGAGGCCAAGUUUGCUGAACUUGAAGCAAAGAUAAAUGGAAAAGAGGCUGCAACCAUUCACCCAAAUGUAUCUGGCCAUGGAAGUUGCUCAAUGACAGUUGAUGAGAUUGCUCAAGAAACGGAUAAAGCUCCGUUGGAAGAAGUAGUGAACAAUGUGGAUGGAACUAAAAUUCUGAGCGUUUUUGAAGCAAUGGAAAACAAAACCAUCAUGCGUAAAAGGAAAGGGACAAAGGUUGUUAAGGAAGGCAGGUUGGAUAAAAGUCCAGGCUGCAAGAAAGGUAAUGAGUAUCCCAAGUUGCUUGAGAAAGUAGUUGUCAACCGUGAGGAGGUCAAUGAGGCUGUUGAAGAAAAUGUCAAUAUGAUAGAUAUCAAGGAGCCGGAGAAUGAGGAGGGGGCAGAAUAUGUGGAUUUGACGAUGCGUCAACCUACAUUAAAGGGAACAACUAUAUAGGUAGCUGAGGUUGAUAUAUUGCAAGUUGGCAAUAGGUUCUGUUGAACAUAUUGUUGCGUAUGCCACUGUUAUGGAGUGCGAGGAUCCUUCCCAACUCAUUCAUGGCACUCCACUAGGGGAUGGUAAUGUGCACGUUUCCAUCUAUGCCGCGCUUGAGGAGAAAGCAAAAGUGUCAUUUCUUGUGAAAGAUGAAAUUGAAACAGUGAAGCAGGCUAUGGGGAGUUGGGUCGCAUGGCCUAAACACCUAGUCAUAAAAUCUGCAGUCAAGAAACCUACCAAGGAUAAUGCUGAUAAGAAGAAGAAAAGGAAAGAGAUAGGGGAAGAGGACUCGGAGAUUGAAUUUGGCUUGGCCAAAUUGGCACCAUCGUUGCCAGUUUCAUUGAAGAUGUUAUGUUUGUGUGGUGAGGAUGCAUUCAAAGAUGGGAAUACAAUCAGCUUGUACAUGGAGCCUGAAGUGUUUGGAUAUUUUCGCAAGACAUUUAUAUUGGGAAAAGAUGAUAGGCGACUUGCAAGCAUGAGGGAAGUAACUGGAACUUGCAUUGCAGUGUACCAGAGGUACCUCUGUGUUGUUGAAGGCUUAUAAAAUGCUGGACAUGGUUGCGUUUGUUGACCCUUCACUUAUUGGUGCUGUGGGGUGUGGGAAUGGAACUGUCAAGGCCCAACACAUGAAAGAUAGGCUUGUAACUGCUAAACCAGGGUAGAUGUUCAUGCUCCCAUAUAACUCGGGUGAUCAUUGGAUGUUGACACUUGUUGAUCCGGAGAAAGGAACCGCCUAUUUUAUGGACGUGCUGAAUAGAUGCUUACCUACAGGAGAUUGGAUGUCUAUCGUGGAUAUUGCUAUGCGUAUGUAUAAUGCUGAAAAGAAUAAGCAAAGCCGAUGUUCAGUCCAUUGGAAAAAUUUGGCUGGCAUUCCUCCCCAACCUAGCAACAAGGAGUGCGAGUACUUUAUCAUGCGAUACAUGAGAGAUAUCAUUGAGGAUAAAGACAUGUCAUUGUUUCCUUCCAAGUGGAAGAGGAGAGGCAACAGCCAAUACACCCAAACGGAUAUUGAUCAAGUGCGAAAUGAGUGGGGGAAGUUUGUUGUCAACACAUGUGCACGAGUCAUGAAGUAGUACACUUGUUGCUAGUACAUUUUAGAUAAGGAAAGCAUCUUUUUUGUGCUUCUCUGCUGGUACAUUGUCAUGCACCAUGUGUGGCAUGUUUUGGAACAAUAUAUAUGUGUAUAAGCUUUUUGAUGUCCCAAGUAGAUGGGCAUGCACUAUAAUGCUUUUCUUGUGUAAAAUGUCUUGUGUAAAAUGUUGAU